Molecule: messenger RNA, 3898 nt
Organism: Otolemur garnettii (small-eared galago)
Lineage: Eukaryota; Metazoa; Chordata; Mammalia; Primates; Galagidae
Gene: XKR4
Product: XK related 4
Exons: 3
Coding region: 27-1982 (651 amino acids)
Biological process (GO): engulfment of apoptotic cell; apoptotic process involved in development; phosphatidylserine exposure on apoptotic cell surface
Cellular component (GO): plasma membrane
Source: RefSeq, a predicted model, not a curated record
GGGCUCUCCUCCGGUUUGGAGGCAUCAUGGCCGCUAAGUCAGACGGGAGGUUGAAAAUGAAGAAGAGCAGCGACGUGGCGUUCACCCCGCUGCAGAACUCGGACCACUCGGGCUCGGUGCAAGGACUGGCUCCGGGCUUGCCGUCGGGGUCGGGAGCCGAGGACGAGGAGGCGGCCGGGGGCGGCUGCUGCCCGGACGGCGGCGGCUGCUCGCGCUGCUGCUGCUGCUGCUCUGGGAGCGGCGGCUCCGGGGGCUCGGGCGGCUCGGGCGGCGGCGCCGGCGGCCCGGGCGGCGGCGGCAGCGGGGCGGGCGCGGCGGCGCCGGGCCCGCGCCUGGGCAGGGAGCAGCGGCGCUACUCGCUGUGGGACUGCCUCUGGAUCCUGGCCGCCGUGGCCGUGUACUUCGCGGACGUGGGCACGGACAUCUGGCUGGCCGUGGACUACUACCUGCGCGGCCAUCGCUGGUGGUUUGGGCUCACACUCUUCUUCGUGGUGCUCGGCUCGCUCUCAGUGCAAGUGUUCAGCUUCCGCUGGUUCGUGCACGAUUUCAGCACCGAGGACAGCGCCACGGCCGCCGCUGCCGCCAGCUGCCAGCAGCCUGGAGCGGAUUGCAAGGCAGUGGUCAGCGGUGGGUCUGCAGCCGGGGAAGGCGAGGCUCGUCCUUCCACGCCGCAAAGGCAAGCAUCCAACGCCAGCAAGAGCAACAUCGCCGCCGCCAACAGCAGCAGCAGCGGGGCCAACCGGGCCAGCGGCAAACCCAGGUCUGCGUCCUGCUCCUUCUGCAUCUGGCUCCUGCAGUCGCUGAUCCACAUCCUGCAGCUCGGGCAGAUCUGGAGAUAUUUCCACACAAUCUACCUAGGCAUUCGAAGCCGACAGAGCGGGGAGAGCGACAGGUGGCGGUUCCACUGGAGGAUGGUGUACGAGUGCGCGGACGUGAGCAUGCUGCACCUGCUGGCCACCUUCCUGGAGAGUGCCCCGCAGCUGGUGCUGCAGCUGUGCAUCAUCGUGCAGACGCACAGGCUGCAGGCCCUGCAAGGUUUCACUGCAGCAGCCUCCCUCGUGUCCUUGGCCUGGGCCUUGGCGUCUUACCAGAAGGCCCUUCGGGACUCCAGAGACGACAAGAAGCCCAUCAGCUACAUGGCGGUCAUCAUCCAGUUCUGCUGGCACUUCUUCACCAUCGCCGCCAGGGUCAUCACCUUCGCCCUCUUCGCCUCCGUUUUCCAGCUGUACUUUGGGAUCUUCAUCGUCCUGCACUGGUGCGUCAUGACCUUCUGGAUCGUGCACUGUGAGACGGAGUUCUGCAUCACCAAAUGGGAAGAGAUUGUGUUCGACAUGGUGGUGGGGAUUAUCUACAUCUUCAGCUGGUUCAACGUCAAGGAAGGCAGGACACGCUGCAGGCUGUUCAUUUACUACUUUGUGAUCCUUCUGGAAAACACGGCCCUGAGUGCCCUCUGGUACCUCUACAAGGCCCCCCAGAUCGCAGAUGCAUUUGCCAUCCCAGCUCUGUGCGUGGUGUUCAGCAGCUUCUUAACUGGCGUUGUUUUUAUGCUGAUGUAUUAUGCCUUCUUUCACCCCAAUGGACCCAGAUUUGGGCAGUCACCAAGUUGUGCUUGUGAGGACCCAGUUUCUGCCUUCUCUCUGCCUCCAGAAGUGGCCACAAGCACCUUACGAUCCAUCUCCAACAACCGCAGUGUUGUCAGUGACCGUGAUCAAAAAUUCUCCGAGCGGGAUGGGUGUGUACCUGUCUUUCAGGUGAGACCCACUGCCCCGUCCACUCCAUCAUCUCGCCCACCACGGAUUGAAGAAUCAGUCAUUAAAAUUGACCUGUUCAGGAAUAGGUACCCAGCGUGGGAGAGACAUGUUUUGGACCGAAGCCUGCGAAAGGCUAUUUUAGCCUUUGAAUGUUCUCCGUCUCCUCCAAGGCUGCAGUACAAAGAUGACACCCUCAUCCAGGAGCGGUUGGAGUAUGAAACCACUUUAUAAAACCACUUUAAAAAACAAAAACACUUGCAGGAGCUACAACAUCCAAAUGAAGGGUGAGAGCAGGGCUGUGGCAAUAAUGACACUUCAUUCUAGAGGAGGGCAAUGAGCAGUAGUGACCUUCUCAUCUGACCAUCAUCACGAUUGUCAUUGGAUCCUCUGCUGGUCUCCCUCCAAACCAGCAGUGCCCGGUAGUCACUCCACCAGAAUGAACGAUGCCAGCUGAACAUGACUCUCCAUGGCUACCGAACUCCUCCUACACGGUCGUGGAGAGCUCCCACUAGACAGUACUGUUAUUAUGGAAAAUUUUGCCUCUGAUCCAUAAGAUGUUUUGAUGGAGUUAACUUAUCUUUGCAUAAAAAUAGAUUCAGUCAUAUGUGCAUAACACACACACACACACACACUCACAUGCACACGGAAACAUCAGUCCUCCGUCAAAAUAGUUUAGGUGAUUUUUCCUGAUGCAAAGCUCUGAUUCCCCCAGGAAUAUAAAAACAGAGAGAAAAUAUAUCCCUCAAGACUCCAGGAAAAAAAUAGAACUGCUUAGAAAAGAAUUCAUAACCCGUUUUCUUAUUUGGAAACCUAUACGUGUGUGAAAAGGACAGCAAACGCGAGUGUGUUUACACACGUAAUUAGCACUGAUGGAAUGGUUCAUUUUCUACACAUUUCAGGAUUUUUUUAUUUUACAUUUUCUGUUGAGAACAUCCUUUUUGACAGAAAUCCUAUGCAGCACAGGUAUGGCUUUCGACAAGACCUAGGAGUGAGAUAAUUCCUUGAUGUAAAUUAAAUGCUAUCCAUGGUUCAGUGUUCAAUCGCAAAAAUGUCUAAGUACACAAAGAAGAAAUGGGGGGGGAGGCACAAUGAGCAUCUGAUUCCCUAACAUGUGCAGCUCCCAUUGGAACGUGGGGCCGAGGGAUGGAAGAGGAAUGGGCUGGAGCCAGAUCCGUUUCUGGUCAUAGAGCAAGUGGCUCUGUGUGAUCCCAGGAGCAAUUUCAAGAGACGCCAGGCUGCUCCUUCCUAGUGCCAAACACCUCCAACCACAGGACUGAAGUGCAAGCCCCAAACAGCUGAGAGUGAGUGGUGUGAGCUCCCCAAAAAACAGACAAGAGAAUGAAUAAUCAAGUUCUCCACUGUGUACAGACUUUAUCCUCCCCGUCCAAGGUCAAAGUGAUGUGUCUUUUAGAGGCUUUGGGACACUUUUUAGUAAGUAUGAGCAGACAAAUGCUAUGAAUAUGCUAUGAGAGAACCCUUCUGAACUGAUACAGGGCUUAACGCUAUAUCCAGCUAAGAUUUGUAUUUGAAUCAUCUGUAAAGUCACACUCUUACAACAAGCUUCUGGGUUCUAAAUACCUCCGUACAGCAAGUAAACGUUCCCCAAUUUCUGUUCUCAGUGUCCUUGGUCAUGGUGCUUUUUGGUUGCAUUAAAAGUGCCGGUCAAACUUUGAUAGUAUUUUUUUAUAGUUGGUGCAGAGUGGAAUAACUCAUGGAUUAUUUCAAUAUUUUUAUAAUAAAAGUAUAGGGUAUACACAUAAACAUCAUCACUUUUUUUAUAGACCUGGAAUCAUUUAAAAUACUUUAAGCAUCAUAAUUACUUGGGAUGUCAGAAACUGGUCCACAAACUCCAUCCGCCUGCCUCGGCAGAUUGAAAACACUUGUCUCUUGCAAGAUCACCCUACUUUGCAAGCUGGUGCCCCCAGGAACCUGGCCAGGGGUGCUAUCAGAAUAUCAGGUGAUGAGAGAAUCAGCUUAACUAGUAAGGGCUUGUCAAAACUGGCCAAUGUUUCCCAGGAAAUCACAGAUGUAAAUGAUUGCUUUCGUCCAUCCAUUAUAACAAACCUGACCACAGUGGAAGAUGUCUUAAACCUCCUCCCUUGGUUUUAUAAUAUAUCAACCCAAAUGAUAGAUUAAAUACUAGUCAA